Phacochoerus africanus (Common warthog) is the source of this 2838-nucleotide messenger RNA. It is a transcript of the gene SH3YL1, whose product is annotated as SH3 and SYLF domain containing 1. Gene Ontology annotation, molecular function: protein binding; phosphatidylinositol binding. Lineage: Eukaryota; Metazoa; Chordata; Mammalia; Artiodactyla; Suidae. The record is from RefSeq and is a predicted model, not a curated record. The transcript is spliced from 12 exons. Gene Ontology annotation, cellular component: ruffle membrane. Bases 726 to 2129 code for a protein of 467 amino acids.
GUGGGGACGAAUUCAGGUCACAGGGCUCGGUGACGUGACCACCCGAGGGCGGGGGAGGGCGUAGCCCCGAGCGCCACCCCAGAGAUUAGGGGCCUCAAACUGAAGCCUGAGAGGUGGGGCCUCAUCGGUCCCCAAGGGUCCUCGGAGAGUCAGGGGUCAGUCCUGGGGUUCAGUUGAGCGUCCCUCACCCGGGCCGCGCGGCCGAACGUGCGGCCUGCUGUCAGGGGUGGGCGGGUUACCAAGGGCGCCUCCCGGGGCCCCUUGACCCUCGACCCCUAGUCCCCCGGUCAGAACCGCCGCUCACAGUUCCCUCUGCGACAGGGCUGCCACCAGGCUGCCCAGUCGUCAAAGAUGGGCUGCUUCAGGAGCAGCCCUGGGACCCAGGAAGGGGAGCGCACACCCUCCCUAGCUGCUGUUUUUGUCCUGCGAAUACGUAUAAAGUAGGUGCUUUGCCCUGGACCAAAGCGGGUGUUUACCUGCUCCCUCACCUGUCUCAGGUGCGCACCUCGCUAGACCGGUCCCUGCCCUGGGAGGCGGAGCCGAGCAGGGAGCGCCCUUCCUCUUCCUGGGUAGGUGUCCGCAGCUCGAGGGGCGCCGGAGCGGAGGAGGCUCGGGGUCACAAGUCACAGGCCACAGGAGGCUGGAUGUGCCAAGUCCCCCGGGCCUCUUGGCUCCAGACGCCCCUUUGAGGCCAGCACCGGAUCCCCUAAUCCCACUUAUUUGAAAUGGGCCCGCGGCUGAGCUUCCUCAGGAGGGACAGGCAGGUCAUCGCGUGGCCAGAGCCCACCUGGCCGCAGGCCCUGGAAAGUGCUUCCCACAGUCCCUUCCUCUCAGGAACCAGAGCCCCCAGAGCCGCGAGGACCCCGCCCCUGCUGCAGCCAGGCUCCCGCCACGCCCAGACCCCAGCUGCCAGGGGCCAGCAUCCCGAGGGCCUGGCCUGGUGGGACAGGGCUCUGCCCCCUGGGCUGGGCCUCACCUCCCGAGGGAGCGCUGCAGCCCUUCCAUACACCCUCCCGAGGGCUGCCUCGUUGACGGUGCCGUGCAGGGGGAACACGCCCCCUUUAACCUGCUCUGGGUCCCUGUCUGCUGCACUUGCUCCAGUGAAUAACCCUAUACCUUCCAAUUUGAAAUCUGAAGCAAAGAAGGCUGCUAAAAUUCUAAGAGAAUUCACAGAAAUAACUUCCAGAAAUGGACCUGAUAAAAUCAUUCCUGCCCACGUCAUCGCGAAAGCCAAGGGCCUGGCGAUCCUGUCUGUGAUAAAGGCUGGAUUUCUGGUCACUGCCAGAGGAGGCAGCGGGAUUGUGCUGGCGCGUCUUCCAGACGGAAAAUGGUCUGCACCUUCGGCCAUUGGCAUAGCUGGGCUUGGUGGAGGAUUUGAACUAGGAAUAGAGGUGUCAGACUUGGUAAUAAUUCUGAAUUAUGACAGAGCAGUGGAAGCUUUUGCGAAAGGUGGCAACCUAACGCUCGGCGGGAACUGCACCGUGGCAGUAGGGCCCUUGGGGAGGAAUUUAGAAGGCAACGUCUCCCUAAGAAGCUCAGCUGCUGUCUUUACGUAUUGCAAAUCACGAGGCCUCUUUGCUGGCAUAUCUUUAGAAGGUAGCUGUUUGAUCGAGCGGAAAGAAACUAAUCGAAAAUUUUAUUGUCAGGAUGUUCGAGCUUAUGACAUUUUAUUUGGAGAUAUACCACGACCUGCUCAAGCAGAAGAUCUUUAUGAAGUCCUCGAUUCCUUUACUGAAAAGUAUGAAAGCGAAGGACAACGAAUCAACGCAAGGAAAGCAGCUCGGGAGCAGAGGAAAGCUCAGGCUAAAGAAUUACCUCCAAAACCAUUGUCAAGACCCCAGCAAUCGUCUGCACAAGUCCAGCUGAACUCUGGCUCUCAGAGUAACAGAAACGAAUAUAAGCUCUAUCCUGAACUUCCCAGCUAUCAUGAGAGAGUUGGCAGUUUGAACCAACCCACAGAAGUGACAGCCCUGUAUUCUUUUGAAGGACAACAGCCAGGAGAUUUGAAUUUUCAAGCUGGAGACAGAAUCACAGUUAUAUCAAAAACGGAUUCACAUUUCGAUUGGUGGGAAGGAGAGCUUCGAGGUCAGACUGGCAUUUUUCCAGCCAACUAUGUCACCAUGAAUUAAGAUCCUUAAAUCCUUUCCACUGGGAGCUCCUGUCACGGCUCAGAGGUAACGAACUUGACUAGCAUCCACGAGGACUGGGUUUGACCCCUGGCCUCGCUCAGUGGGUUAACGAUCCGGCAUUGCCGUGAGCUGUGGUGGCAGGUGGCAGACAGCUCAGAUCCCACAUGCUGUGGCUAUGGUGUAGGCUGGCAGCUACAGCCCCGACUCGACCCCUAGCCUGGGAACCCCCAGCCUGCAGCCCUGGAAAGACCAUAAAAUAAAAUAAAAUAAAAUAGUGUUUUCCACUAAUUGUUCUCACAUAUACUAUUUAAUAGCUAAUAUCCUCCAAUUACAUGGUCACAUUUCUUUUGUGUUCAUUUUCAAACUUCACCGAACAUUUGAUUUGACUGUGUAUCUGGUGACUUUAACUUGAGAGUCUCGAGAGGGGUAUAAAUAUCAAUUCAUAUAUUUGCAAAGCGAGGAGGAAAGAAAUCAGCUUAAAUGGGGCUAAUUAAGUAAUACUUGGAGUUACAGGUAUGAACUAGAAUAUUAAUCCUUAAAUGUUGUCUCUAUACCUUCAGACAUUGCAUAUGGAUGUAUAUAUACUAGAACUCUGUUGCACUGUAAUUCGACGACCAUGCAUUAAAAAAAGACGUCUGUUAACUCGCCUUCUUUAUGAGGUUGUACUUGUUCAGUUGUAGCCGUAGAAUAAACUUAUGUUGACAUGGUU